Blepharisma stoltei is the source of this 525-nucleotide messenger RNA. The record is from the annotation of a GenBank genome assembly. NCBI's taxonomy places the organism in Eukaryota, Ciliophora, Heterotrichea, Heterotrichida, Blepharismidae.
AUGGGUUGUGGAAAUAUUAGGCUUCCUCCUCUUACACAAGAUUCAAUAUAUGACUUCUCAAUGAAAGACAUUGAAGGAAAUACGAUUUCCUUAUCGAAAUACCAAGGCAAUGUCUUAAUUAUAACCAAUGUAGCAUCAGGCUGUGGACUGACCAAAAGAACUUAUUUAGAAUUAAAUGAGCUCUACAAUAAAUACAAAGCCAGAGGACUAGCUAUUCUUGCUUUUCCUUGCAACCAGUUUUUCUGCGGAGAACCUGGAUCCAGUGCAGACAUCAAAGAUGCUGUGAAACACAGUUUAAGGGUCGAUUUUGAUUUAUUUGAAAAAAUCGACGUCAAUGGAGAAUGCGCAUGCGAAAUGUUUAGAUUUUUGAGGGAAAAAAGCUCGCUUAAAGGAUGCAAAAUCGGAUGGAAUUUUGGGAAGUUUAUAAUCAAUAAGCGAGGAAAAAUUGUGAACUACCAUGGACCUAGAAAAAUGCCUUCAAGCUUCGAGAGCGAAAUUAUUAAGUUGCUAGAUGAACAGAAUUAA